AUGAGAUUGCAUAAUAGAAGAAAGGUCAAUUUUUUACGAAGGAUACUUUUCAUAUUAUGCAUUUUUUUACUUUAUUUAUCUAGGGAUUCACUGAGAUUAAAUACAAAAAAUGUAUUCAUCAAUCCUAAAAUAGCAGAAUAUAAUGGUGGAACGAUAGAUGAUAUUCAAAUUUUACGGUGCUACCACUGGUACAGACAAUGUGGGUCUCUAUACGCCCCCAGGUUACAUCCUUCUACUUCAGCUGAAAGGGUCAAGGACAAAAGCAGUGUUCUGUGGAGUAGGGUUUCUAAGAACAUUACUGUGGAGUCACUAUAUUCUCUUCAAUCUGGGACUUUUUACAAUAGCUAUUUGUAUGUCCAUAUGAAAAGUUUUCAAGGAAACUCAAAAAAUUCCAUAAAAGAGCUAGCCAUGGCAAGAGAUUCAGCAUUAAUUCCGUUACAAGUGUUGAGAGACAUUAAUAAAAUGGUUAAAUCGAGCGACAGUUCUGUUUUCCACAAUCAUGUGUACCGACGGGAAAAACCAACCUCGUCAUGGUGGAAACUACUUUUUGGCAUAUCCGUCGAUUCAGAUGACAUAGCUGUGUUUGGUGAGGAGUGGGUCUACAAGGGAAGUGGUAUAUGGUGUAAAUUUAUCCUCAAUGAUGAUGAUAAUGAUCCGCCUAUAAUAAAUUUAGAAAUAUAUCUAGGUUCAUCGUUUAUUGAAUCAAGACCUUUUUGGAAGGAAGUUAUUCAUGAAUUUCAUAGAAACAACAUGCCUUCUAUGCCCAUAUCAAUCACAAGGAAACAUGAAACCAAAAAUGCACAUUAUAAAUAUCCCAACAAAUUGCCAGGGUCCCUAGAAGCACCCGAUAAAAAUAAUGAUGCUCUAAGAUUACUUCAAGCAGACGAAGAUUACAGGAUAACAUCUUCCCAUAUUCAGUAUUCCUGGGGGCAGAGAUCUUUCAAAAUUCUUCAAAUGACUGAUUUCCACUUCAAAUGUACAGAUAACAGCAUGUCUAUAAUAAACGAGAUAAGAACAGUGAAUUUUAUUGAUCGUGUGCUUGCGUUAGAAAAACCGGAUCUGGUUGUCAUCACAGGUGAUUUAUUAGACUCACAGAAUAGUAUGGAUUAUCAAACUUGCAUUAUGAAGCUUGUUCAGCCGAUGAUUUCGAACCAAGUACCCUAUGCAAUUUCGCUGGGUGCUUCCGACGAAUCAAAUUUCGCCACGCUAUCACAAAUAAAAGAUUUUAUUGGGAAUUUACCUUAUGCAUUCAAUAACAUUGCGUCAAAAGAAGGCCACAUGGCCAUAAAAGUUUCGUUUAAUAAAAAAUUGUCGAAGAAUGCUCUUCUUGAAAAAAGGGUUGACAAUAAUGAGGAAACGAGCCCAGCAGAGGCUUUAUUUUUCGUUUUUGAUUCAUUCAAUCCUGUGAAUGACUUUCUGCUAGAUUAUAGCGAUUUGAUUGGGAAGAUCGAUUAUGGUUUAGCGUUUCAGUAUUUCCCUCUAUCGGAAUAUAGGCCUCGUGGACUAUUUCCUAUAAUUGGCCAAUAUAACGAAAAGUCCACUUUAACCGUGGAGACCUCAAGAUGUAAAGGAGAAGUUUCGAUGACGAUCAAUGGCAAACAUUAUGAAAGCUUUCUUGAUAUCUUGAGUCUUUGGAACAUGAAAGGUGUCGGUUGUGGACACGAACACAAUAAUGAUUGUUGCUUACAAUCUAAAAACGACAUGUGGUUAUGUUAUGGCGGGUCCGCUGGUAUAGACUUGCCGAGAAUCGAGGGUAUCUAUCCAAAUGUUAGAUUGUUUAAUGUAGACGAUAUCAUGGAUGAAAUAACAUCGUGGAAAAGGAAUAGUAUUAUUGUUGAUGAGGUUUACGAUUAUCAGUAUAUUUAUAAGGGAGAAUAA
This is a messenger RNA of Saccharomyces kudriavzevii IFO 1802, 1878 nucleotides long. It is a transcript of the gene SIA1, whose product is annotated as Sia1p. The record is from RefSeq and is a predicted model, not a curated record. The coding region runs from base 1 to 1878 and encodes 625 amino acids. Gene Ontology annotation, molecular function: phosphoprotein phosphatase activity. Gene Ontology annotation, cellular component: cytoplasm. The transcript has a single exon. NCBI's taxonomy places the organism in Eukaryota, Fungi, Ascomycota, Saccharomycetes, Saccharomycetales, Saccharomycetaceae.